Messenger RNA from Apus apus (common swift), 8602 nucleotides. It is a transcript of the gene TP53INP2, whose product is annotated as tumor protein p53 inducible nuclear protein 2. Gene Ontology annotation, cellular component: autophagosome; nucleus. NCBI's taxonomy places the organism in Eukaryota, Metazoa, Chordata, Aves, Apodiformes, Apodidae. The record is from RefSeq and is a predicted model, not a curated record. Gene Ontology annotation, biological process: positive regulation of DNA-templated transcription; autophagosome assembly.
GCUGUCGGAAGGUCCCGAUUUGUGCGGGGGAGCGGCGGGGGCAGCGGCACAACCCCGCACCGCACCGGCCCCGCACCGGCCCCGCACCGGCCCCGGCAGCGGCCCCGCACCGCCCCCGCACCGCCCGGCCCCGCUCCGCUCCGCUCCGCUCCGGAUCGCUCCCGCACCGCCCCGCACCGCCCGCUCCGCCACUACCUCAGCGCCCGCCGCCGCUCCCGCGCCCCGGGAAGGGCCUUUGCACUGAAGCCAAGAACCUCAGAAUUGCACUACACACCAUUGAACUCAGCUACGAUUUCACUAGCAGAAGCAUCUCUGCCCUGCCAAGACCUCCAGUGUUGUUUCCCCUCCCUGCCCGUCGCUCCCGUCUCUGCUCCUGGAAGCCGGUGCUCAGCAGUUGAUCCAAGUCACCGUCCAUCCCACUGGACUGCUCCCCACCAUGUUUCAGCGUCUCACCAGCCUCUUCUUCAGUGACAGUAACACUCAGGAGGGCUUAGAGGAGCCCAAACCCUUUGUUGAGGAGGAGGAGGAGGAGGAUGGCUGGCUUGUAAUUGAUCUUGCAGGCAGCCGAGCCCGCCCCAGCCCAGCCCGGCGAGCGGCUGCCGGUGGGACCGGGCGCUCGGUGCGAUCCCGCCCGGCCCCCCCCGGCCCCCCAGCACUGCCCUCCCCUUCCCUGGCUGGUCCCUGCUUGAUGGACGAGAGUUGGUUUGUCACCCCUCCCCCCUGUUUUACUGCAGAGGAGCCGGGCCCCGGCGGCAUGGGCAGCAGCCCCAUGGAGGACCUGCUGAUCGAGCACCCCAGCAUGUCUGUCUACAUCACCAGCUCCCUCGAGGUGGACGGGGAGGGUCCCGAGGAUGAUGCUGCCGGGGAGGUGCCGGAGCCGCGGCCGGAGCGGCGCGUCCCGCACCACGGCCGCGCCCUGGCGCUCAAGGCCGCCGUCCUGGAGCAGGCGGGGCAGGCGCGGCGGGCGCAGCGGGCGCGGCAGCGGGCGGAGCGGCCGCGGCUCAGCCAGAAGGCGCUGCAGCGGCAGAACCGGGCCCUGCAGCGGCAGAACCGGGCCCUGCAGCGCCCGCCGGGCCGCGCCGGCACCGUCCUGCACCAGCCCUGCCAGCGCCGCGGCAACUACUGACCCCGCCGGGCCGCCCCACGCACACCGGCCCGCGGGGUCACCCCGCAGCCGCCCGCCCAGCCCCCUGCUCCGUCUCCCCCUUCCUCCCCAUCCUCCUCGCUCCCUUCGCCCCCGGCGCCGGCCGCGCCAGCAGCCCCUGCCAGCCCGGGGGGGCCGCUCCCCGCCCCGGCAGCCUUGACGCGGGAACUCGGUAUUCCUGCGGAAAUCCCCCGUUUCCAAAACCCAUGGACGAGCCUGUUUGUCCUGCCGAGCCUGUGACAUCAGUGCCUUUCUUCACACCCUCAUGACUCCACGUGCAGCCAGACUGGGACCUCACAGAGACACCAAGGGGAAGCAGAAAGAGCAACACAGCAGGAAGCUUGGGGAGUUUUAAGAAAAAUCUCAUCCGUGACACUAAUUAAUGCUUCCUCCCCCCAAACCAGCAAAUACCUCCCCUCCAUCCUUGAUUUCUUAACUACAUUUUUACCACAAUAAGACAAAAAACCCCCACUGGCGGUCCCAGAAGGGCUUGUUGUGGGGAGGAGCUGGUGGAACCCUCGGUCAGCCCCGUGGCUUGUGGUGCCUCGUGGCACUUUUUUUAAAGACAACCUUAAAAGCAAAUCUCAGGAAACAAAGCACCAUCCCAGCCUGGCCAGAGCCCUGGGGGAUGUCCGGCCUGCAGCCAGCGGUAGCAUCACCACCACUGAGCCAGCCCCCUCCUCCUGGAGCCACGCGUCUGCCCAAGCCCCACCUGCCUGUACACGGGAGUGUCUGUGUCUCUGUGUGCCCUUGUGCUGGGAAGAGGCACCGCUGAAGCCACAGAGCAUCAGCUGCCUGGUGUCAGCCCUGGGAGGGGAGCAGAGCAGGGACCUGUGCAGCUUCCCCGAGGUGGCAACAGCAUGUCGAACCUGGUGGUGAAGAGAUGGUUGAAGAGGAGGCCAGAGGGAAGAGGCUGAAGAAAAUGCCAAGAUGGACCUGGGAGCAGCGGUGAAGGGACAGGAUGGGGCAGGCCCAGGGUUGCUGCAGUGGAGCUGUAACAGGAAUGCCUUCUUCCCCCGUUAGAACCUGCAUCCUUUCCCCUGCAGGGCCAAAUUCCAUCAUGAGCAAAGCUCUUUUUCAUGCCAAUCCCUCCCCUCCCCAUGGUGGAAUCGUUCUGCCUCCCGAAGGACACACUCCAGACUUUUCACUGACUCCAGCACCAGCCGAAGUAGCUCAAAAUCCAGCAGAAACGUGCUGAUCCCUGCCCCCAGCUCCUGUGCCCCAGAGAUGGUCUGGCCAUCCUCCUGCUGGUGGCCAGCCCACCGCCUGGGUUGAGACGGGAUAUCCUCACACCCCCCAAGAAACCUGCUCAUUUCACAAGAGUUUCUUCCAUUCAUCAUGUUACAUCCCUUAGUAUCAGCUCGGGACCUAGCUUGAAGGAAUGGUGGCAAACCCAACUGCAGCUGGUAUUGAUUGAUUGAUUAAAAACAAAAGGAACCCUCCGACCAGCACCAGCCCCAGCUCUGCUCGGAGCCCGGGCUGCAGCAUUUACCCUUCACUCCACUGACACAGCGUUCCCAAAAGCACAGAGAGAACGAGAAACCAAUUCCAGAUACCUCUUUUCAGCCUUUCCCUUUCGGUUCUUCCAGGACAGCUUCUUGUUUUGAGUCCUCCCGAGACCUGGUGCCCUCAACACACCAGUGAGGUGACGGCUCCUGCCCCUCUGGCGGCUCGUGUCCUGCCCUGCCACGCUGCUUUGUCCUGCUGCCUUUUGCAGCCUUUCUGGUGGCACAGGAGCUGACGUGUCACGCCAGGUGGUUUUUCAGCAGCCUGGGGAGCCCAGCAAGACACCGGGUCCCGCUGUCCAACCGAAGACCAGGUUGGAGCUUGUCUUGUUUCACUCCUGGUGUCUUCUCAGCAAAGAGACUGAUGACUCCGUGACUCGAGGGGAACGUUUACAUCCCUUGGCUCCACGUGAAAUGCCUUUUCCCUUCGAGGUGCAGUCCUAGGGGGGCUGGCUCAGGCAGGGCCAGGCCGGAGCUCCCGGGUGCCCGGUGGCUGCUGAGCUGCUGCCCUCCCGGGCUGCUCCUCCCGGGUUGGAGAUGUUGGUCUCUGCAGCCACCGGGCAACAGUGUUGGAAAAGCAUUUCCUGCCUAGCCCAAAUAACGUAUCAAGACGUGGACAAGCUGAGCAGUGUCCUGCCUCCCAGCCCACUCUCCACUGCAAAUUCUCCUGCUGCGCAUCCGAGCUGCUGCCAGGCCCUCUGGAGAGCUGCUAACGCAGAGGUUGGUGUGGCAGUCGCCCCCUGCACAGCCCCUGGGCAAGAUGGGCUGGGAGCAGCGUCCCUGGGCUGCAUCCUGCCACGUCUUGCCUGCCAGCCUUCCUGUGCCCACCUGCCUGCUCACAAACCAUACCCCAGGAGGAGCAAACCCUCUCCAAAAUCCUCCUCUGUGUCCUGCUCAUCCCUCAGGAGCCAGAAGCCCUUGGCUGUGCUCCCAGGGGGCUCAGUGUCCAUGGCAGGCACCCAGCACCCAUUUCAAAUGGCUGAUUCCAUCCCAUUUUUUGGAAGCAAAUGCAACCUGUUUUCUCCUUUCUGUGCCAGUCUGAGACACCUUGCAUCACGCUGUGCCCAGCCAGCACAGGACAUGAAGCAGAACUAUUAUCACACUUUAUAUCAAGAGUAUGUUUAUAAAGGAUUAAUAAAUUAUUAAUAACUUUUUCAUGAAGAGGUUAAUCCAGAGUCCUACCAUCCUGCAGGUCAACAGAGUAUACUUGCCACAGCAUAUAUGGGCUCUUGUGACCACCCCCCCCUUCUGUUGGUUGCACACUUGCUUGUGUAUUAACAUCUAAUAAUCACCUGUUAACCCCCAUGCAAAGUGACUGUUGACCCACCAGUGUGACCAACCCUUUUCGUGCUGUGCAAACUGUCCUUUGCAGAAGCCCUGCAAUGCUCCUCUCCUGCCCAACAGGGAGCACAAGACCUGGCCUGAUACCAAAUCUCCUGCCCAGUGUUGCCAGAGCAAGAAAACCUUCACACGGAGGUUUCCAUCCUCAUUGAAUCUUAAAAAAGAAAGGUGCUUAAAAACUGAGAACUUUUUCCAUGUAUGCACACCUGUGCAUGUGUAGAUAUUUCACAACACAGCGUGGGUGCUUGGUAGGUUGUUUAGGGUGUGGGGUUUUAGUUUUUUAGGGGCUUGUUGGGUUUUGUUUUUUUUUUUUGCACCGAGUAGUUCCAGUGUGUGACAAGCUGUGUGAUGUUCCCAGCAGGAAGGUGAAGCCAACAUGCUGCUGGCAGGAGGCCCUAGGGCUGUGUCCUGCUUGGGUGGCUGGGUUGCUUGCUUUUCCUUCCUUGUGUAGGGGGGAACUACAGCCUGGACCCAGGGACAAAAAAAUAUGUUGGGGUCUUUAAAAAUGUGGGGCUUUUUUCUGGGCUUCUCUGCUCAUCUGUGGGUUUUGUUCCUGUCUGUGAGGCUGUGGGCAGCACAGUGCUGGAAGAUACUGCAGGGACGUGGUGAGGGGCUGUGCAGGCUGUGGGACCUUGGGAGAGCUGCAGGUCUCCAUGCUCCACCACAACACCUGCCUGGAAAAGGAGCUGUGGCCACUUGGAGUGAGACCAUCCCUGAGCAGCAGCCCCUGCUUGUCUGCCCGUACCCCCAAGGUUCACCUUACAGCUGGUGGGAUGUGGCUGGUCCCUCUUUGGCCUGGUUUGUGAGCAACCAGGUAGAGAUUUGAAGCAAUGAGGCCCUGCAGGUUGGGGAAGGGAAGCAGAGCUUCCUGUGCCAGCCAUGGCCAGCCUGGCUCCCACCACAUCCCUGGGGUCAGAAGGUAGCUGGGGUGGGGAAGCUGCUGGAGUGAUGGGGUGGAGCAGGUGACAGAUUUGUGGGAGGAAAUGUUUGUAUUUCUUGCAAUGAAAGCCUGAAAAAAACCAAAAAAGAGAGUAAGACUUCCCCAGGGGAGAGAAAUGGGCAGGUCUUUGUUCAGCAAAAGCCAGCUGGGCUGGGCAGGGUGGCAGGGCCACAGCCCUGGCUGCCGGGGGCUCUGGUCCCACAGCAGCUCCUCAGCCCCGUGCUGGGAUCACAGCGAGGAGCAGGCAGGAAUGGGCAGGCUGGGGGCUGCAGAUGCUGGAUGGACAAGGCAGGAAAGACCCUUCCCACUGCUCAAAGUCUCCAUGGUGUAGGGGAUCUCUAAGCAAGGCACGAGAGCUUUGCAUCUCAGUUACCUUCUUUGGGUACGGGGCAGCCUGGCUCCAUACCAUGGAUGAGCUGUGCAACCCACCUCCAGGAGCAGCUCCCCACCUGGCCCUGCUUGCUGCCCCAUGUCAGGGCCAUCUGGUGGCCAUGGCACGGCCACAGCACACGCAGGGACACCUCCCCAGCAGCCACAGCAACGUCUUUUCACCUCAGUUUGGCUCUGGCUGCACUGCAGGGCUGGAGGCACAGCUGCACUGCUGCCAGGGCUAAAGCCCUUGUCACCUGAGGCUCAGAAACCUGCACCCACAAAUGUGCUUUCAAAAAAUCUCGGCUGUAGAGACUCCAUCUGGAAGGAAAACGAUUCUUUCCGUGGGAGUCAGCUUUUCUUUCUCAUGAUGGAUAACGUGAACACAUGGUCAUUCCAAAGACCAAGGCCACGCAAGCCUCACUCCUCCUUUAGGCAUGAUUCUCAGCACUAGAUCUUUUUACAUAUACUUCUUACUGACACCUCUUCCUCUUCAUCCAGUCCCACUGGGGAGUUAAAAAAACCCCAACCUUGUAGAUGUCUUGUCAUACCAGUUAGAAAAAAAACAAAAGACCAACCAACCAAACAAAAAAUAUGAAAAAUACUCCAGAGAGGUUCUAGACUUGAAUGGCACAGCUUUGCAGUUGCUUCUAGGAAGGAUAAAUAUCAGUUCCAGUGCCCUUCAUAAAGUGGAAAUUAAAUUUCAGGUGAAUUUCUUGAAAAAGAAGCGAGUCCCCAGGGAUUAAAUCAUGUCAGAAUUAGAAAAUGGGCAGUAAAAAGCGAAGGGACACCUCAAGAAAAAUGGUUCUCAACAUCUGCCUGUUGGUGCUUGGCAGAAGGCAGCACUGAGCCCUGUCCCCUUGUGCUGGGGCUGGGGUGGUGGCAGCCCCCGAGUCUUCCCCCAGUGUCUGGGUUUAAAACAAGAGGCCACUUGUGUCCAGCUGGUGCCAGGGUGACUCUCCAGCCACAGGGGACUAUCAACAGCCACCCUGUCCACAGGAGGCCCAGUGGUGCCUCCAGUUUGCUGCACCUCCUUUGCUGUCCACACUCAGAAAGAGCUGCUGGCAGCAGGAGGGACACCCCGGCAGCCCAGCAUGUCCCCCCAGGCCUCAGAGAUUCCUCCAUGUCCUUCUCCAGCACAGGACUGUGGCUGGUGACCUUCUCAGCACAGCUGCUCGCAGGGACCAGAGCCUGAGGACAGACACCCACCACACUCAUGGCCUCUCCGCCCCAGAGAGGACCAUCCAUCCUCUCAAUCACCAUCAGACCAGCCAGGGACAUUAAAGAGCCUUGCAUGGGGUUGAUAAUCUUGGGGCUUGUCUUCUUCAAGGUAGAGCUUUCCAUCUCUACCCAUUUCUCUCAGAUGUGCCCAAUAUAAUAUCAAAGCAAUUAAUGAUUUCCCUGCAUCCUCAAGGGCUCAGUCCUCACUCCAUUAACAUGAAGUGGUGGGAGAGGCUACACAUGGGUGGCAAGUCCCUCUUUUGGUGAGAGGUGUCCUCAGACCUUCAGGAGACUCCUUCUUGACUCCAGGGUGCCAGGCACAGCUUGUGCAGAGGGUCUCUCCACAGCCUCCCCUUUCAUGCCAUUCAUCAGCCUUUCCUUUUGCUGCUUCACAGAGAUUCAUGUCAUAAACCCCUCCCUGGAGGUCUUCAAAGCCAGGUUGGAUGUAGCCUUGAGCAACCUGGGCUGGUGGGAGGUGUCCCUGCCCAUGCAGGGGGUUGGAACUAGAUGAUCUUUAAGGUCCCUUCCAACCCAAACCAUUCUAUGGUUCACCAAACCCGUGUCUCUUCACUUAGAAGGUUGAGGAUGACCAAGAUGAGCAUCUCCAUGUAAUAACAAAGAUGGUCUUACUUGUGGUCCUUUUUUGAAUUUCAAAAAAGACCUUUUUUUUUUUUUUUUUUUUUUGUACAGAGAGGUGACCCAGGUGUCUCCCCUGGCACUCACCAGGAGCUGACCCUGGCUGUGGGGGGGUUGAUUUCCCAGCCCCACACCCUGAGCAAGAGCAAAGCUCUGCUAGAGGGAUGAUGCCACCUGCUCCAGAGCAUCAACACACCCACAAAUAGAGAGGGGACAUCAGCACAGUAAAUUGAAAUGUUCCUUGAAAAGGAGCUGCCCAGGGGAGCCCUGAGUUUCUCCUCUGCUUCACAUUCAUCUUGUGUAUCCAGGGCAGCUGGAAGCCCAAGUCUCACUGAGAUCCUGCCCUCAGCUUUGGAUCGACACGUUUGGGGCAAUCUGGGGCUAAGGGAAGAGCAGAGGGGCUGCAGUAAAAUAGUGAUGUUUUCUCUUGUGUAAUAAUUGUGUCUGUAGGGAGGCACUGAGCACUGCAAUACUCUAGUUGUAUCAUCCCAGGUGUUGUGCUGGCCAGACACCAGGUGCAUCAUCCACCUCCACGCUGGACUGACCCUACAUGUGCCUUUCACCCUUUGUCAUGGUUUGUCACCUUUUCUUUCAACACAACUGCAGAACUUGAAUCAAUCAGUGAUCUAUGUCUAAAAGUCCUAUGCAAGAGAUGACUGGGGAGUCACUUUUUGGUGUUCCUGUGUUUCUGUGUUGUUUUCAAAGUAGACAACUGAAAAGCAUUUAGCUUUUUUUUUUUUUUUAAAUUAUUUUAGCUAAAAAUUAUUUAGCAUUUUAGAUGCUGAACUUCUUUGAAAAGCUCAGCCUAGCCCCCCAGUUCCUCACUGGUUUGUGCGAAGGGACUGAGCAGCAGCAGCAGAGCUUUGCCAGGAUGGGCAGCAGAUCCAUAGCCAGUGUUCCCUUCAAGGAAAAGGAAGAGCUACUGGAUUGGAAAAGUUGCCUUAAGCCUUCCCUAAAAUGUCCUGGAGCAGCUUCUUGUCCCAGCAGCCCCUGGUGUGCCCAGCUGGGUGCAGAGGUGCCCACACAGCAGCUCCAGGUGACAAUGGGGAAACUGCACCACCGAGAUCUUGAGAAGGGGGGGGGAAACAAGCCCCACAUUUUUCUACAUCACCUUUUCUCUAGGACUGAAACCUCAUCUGAACCUCCAAGCUAACAACAUCUGUCCUUUCUGUGUGUUACGUGCUCAGGGGGUGUGAGCAGGGGGAGCAGGGCAGGGCGGCUGCUUCUCCUGGGACGUGGCUCGAACAUCUGCUGUGGCAACAGACUGAAGGACACGACUGCCUGGGAUAUGUUAUGUGGUGUGUGUGUGUGUUUGGUUGUUGGGUUGUAAUGCUGUCUUUUGACUGAAAAAAACCACACCACACUAAUGUAAAGAAAAAAAAAACACACAAAAAAAACAAACCACAAAAAAACACACAAAAGAAAUAAAAAUAAGAUCUAUUUAAA